Molecule: messenger RNA, 973 nt
Organism: Pieris napi
Lineage: Eukaryota; Metazoa; Arthropoda; Insecta; Lepidoptera; Pieridae
Product: stromal cell-derived factor 2
Exons: 4
Coding region: 70-738 (222 amino acids)
Source: RefSeq, a predicted model, not a curated record
CGAAGGGUCGACAGGCGUGAGGCGACUAGUGCCGAAAUUUAAUUGAUAAAUAUUUAUUUAAGCUGAAAAAUGGUGUUUGUAAAAUUAUUUCACGUUUUUCCAAUAGUAUUUUUAUUUAUAAUAUGCAUUUCCAAAAUAUCCAAAGCGUCACGGGCUGAAUUUGUAACAUGCGGCACAAUGUUAAAGAUAAUGAACACGGAUUUGCGUCUUCGUCUUCACUCGCACGAUGUCAAAUACGGCUCCGGUUCUGGCCAGCAGUCGAUUACAGCUGUGGAUGUAAGUGAUGAUCAUAACAGUCAUUGGCUAGUGCGACCAGCUAUGGGUGAAACUUGUAAAAGAGGGUCUCCAAUUAAAUGUAAUACCAACAUCCGGCUUCAGCAUGUAGCAACAAAGAAGAAUCUACAUUCACAUUACUUCUCAUCGCCACUAUCAGGAAAUCAGGAAGUGUCAGCAUAUGGUGAUGAUGGUGGAGAGGGUGACAGUGGUGACAACUGGACUGUUGUGUGCAACAAUGACUACUGGAGAAGAGAUACUCCAGUCAAAUUAAAACAUAUUGACACAGCAGCGUAUCUGGCUGGGUCAGGCAGAACAUUUGGCCGCCCGAUCAGUGGUCAAGGAGAAAUAGUUGGUGUUACAUCUCAAUAUGGGGCAUACACUGACUGGCAAGCAAUGGAAGGAUUAUUUGUACAUCCCAGUGACCUAUUACCACACCAAGCAGCAAUACAUACUGAAUUAUAGAACAAUAAUUGAAAUUUUAUGUUCAUCAGAUUACAAUUUAUAUAAAUUUUUCAAGUUUACCAAAGAUUGAAUUAAUCAUCACUGUCUACACCUCUGAAAAAACUUAUUUAUUAUUUUUUAAGAUGCAAACAAUUUGGGUUCAAUAGGACUAAACACAAAUGUUUUAUUAAAUCUUAUAAGCAAAAGAUGCUGCUGAAUGCACAACUUUGUGAGAAUAAAUUGUGAUACAAAUAAA